UGUCAUUCAAGGCAACGUACGUUUCGCUCCUCCCUCACGCGUUUCUUUGUUUUUAAUUGGAACCCUUUCUCUCACGCUUGGCGGCGGUGGCUGAGGGCCAGAUCGUUUCAGUCACCCGCCGGCAAACGUGCCGGCAGUGUGGCGGGAUCAAGGCGAAGCGCUCACGGACCAAGGAGGUCGAGUUGACCAACGUCGAAGUUCCGGCAAUGGACACGCGGACUUACGCGAAAUACCGUCGGACGCCGAGCUUGGAAAGGAGACUGAGCGGUGCACCGACAACUGCCGUCCACAUCUUUCUUGGAGCGCGCAUGAAGACCGAUUCAUAAGUGUGCGGGUAUCAUCACAGCCGUCAUAACCGUCACAGGCAACAGAGCACGAGCUCCGCCGACUCCUGAGAAAGCGACGAUCGACGUGCGGAGGUCCGCCGACCAAGCGAGGCGCCAUGGCCAUCAACAUUGCGGGCGUGGUGUCCGUGGUGAUCUUCUACAUCAUCAUCCUAGCGGUGGGCAUCUGGGCCGGCCGCAAGAGCAAGAAGACCGGCAACGAUCCCGGCGACGCUGACGAGGUCAUGCUAGCCGGGAGAAACAUAGGCGUCUUCGUCGGGAUCUUCACCAUGACAGCCACCUGGGUUGGAGGAGGGUACAUAAACGGAACCGCCGAAGCUGUUUACAGCAACGGCAUCAUCUGGUGCCAAGCUCCCGUUGGCUACGCGAUGAGCUUAGUCGUGGGUGGCUACUUCUUCGCCAACAAAAUGCGAGCCGAAGGUUACGUGACCAUGUUAGACCCAUUUCAAGAGCUGUUCGGUGGCCGAAUGGGCGGCUUGCUGUUCAUCCCAGCGCUGUGCGGAGAAGUGUUCUGGUCCGCCGCAAUUCUGGCAGCGCUUGGUGCCACCGUGGGCGUGAUCAUCGACAUCGAUACUAACACGUCAAUCAUUGCAUCGGCGUGCAUAGCGCUCUUCUACACACUCUUUGGAGGGCUUUACUCGGUGGCCUACACGGAUGUCAUCCAGCUAUUCUGCAUAUUCAUUGGACUGUGGUUGUGCAUCCCAUUCUGCAUGAUCAACGAGUCAGUGGGUACGCUAACGUACCCGACGAAUGACUGGGUCGGAUCCUUGGAACCCAAGUACAUUGGACAAUAUAUCGAUUUUGGGUUGCUGCUCAUCCUCGGCGGCAUCCCGUGGCAGGUCUACUUUCAGCGGGUCCUUUCUUGCAAAACUGCCUUCAAGGCGCAGCUUCUUUCCUAUGUAGCUGCUUUCGGGUGUAUCAUCAUGGCUAUCCCUGCCAUGAUUAUGGGUGCUGUCGCCAAAGCUACAAGGUGGAACGAGACGGCAUUCACGGGUCCGCUGCCCCUGGACAAGGAGCACACAUCGCUGGUGCUGCCCAUGGUGCUGCAGUACCUGACUCCCGGCUUCGUCUCGUUCGUGGGGCUGGGUGCCGUGUCGGCUGCGGUCAUGUCCUCAUCGGACUCUUCCAUCCUCAGCGCAGCCUCCAUGUUCGCCAGAAACGUUUACAAGCUCAUCUUCAGGCAAAAUGCCUCCGAGCGGGAGGUCAUCUGGGUGAUGCGAGUGGCCAUACUGUUUGUUGGCGCCAUGGCAACCGCCAUGGCACUGACCGUCAAGUCCAUCUACGGUCUCUGGUACCUGUCCUCGGACCUCGUAUUCGUCAUCCUCUUUCCGCAGCUCGUCUGCGUUGUAUACAUAAAGCACCACUGCAACACGUACGGCUCCCUCGGCGCCUACAUCAUCGGCCUACUCCUACGUGGAUUAGGAGGCGAAGACAUCAUUGGUCUCCCAGCCGUCAUCAGGUACCCAUUCUACAAUGAGGAGGACGGCCAGCUUUUCCCAUUCCGGACGCUUGCCAUGCUUACCAGCCUGGCGAGCAUCCUUAGCAUCUCGUCGCUAACGCGCUGGCUCUUCGAGAGCGGCACCGUUCCGGCGCGGUUCGACGUGUUCCACUGCGUCGUCAACAUUCCGGAGGACAUCAUGAAGGUACAGGAGCCCCACGAGGGCGAGAUGACGGUGCUCAACGCGGGCGGCCUCGUCAAAAGCUACCAGACCGAGAUGAACGGCCGCGUCAACCCGGCGCUAAACCUGCACCCCGAGGAAGACGUCGAGGGGUUCCAGGUCAAGCCAUCCGCUGCCAUUGGAGCCGACCCGCUGUCUCCGUUUGGCGGCGGGCCGCUCUCCACCACUGCAGCGCAGCCGCCGCCGCCGCCGCUGGGCGACAGGGGUGACGCGCUCUCAUCUGAAGACACUACCAAGCUCUAGGCUUGGCAGGGUUCGGACGAGCCCUGGAGUCGCACGGGUCCCAUAGUUCGCCCCCGCUUCGGGCGGCCCCCCUGUCGCCCAGCCCCUCUCCUCUGUCCACUGGCGCGCGUGAGCCGGUCCCCCACUCGCCACCCACGUUCCCCGUGUCUCGCCCGUGUUUCUCGUGUGUGUGCGUGAUUGUCCUGUCCGCGCCAUUGGCCGAUUGGCGUAUACUGUGGUAUGGAGCUGCCCUCAGUCGCUUCUCAGAUGACGCCGGUAUAGCGAACGUGCGGGUAACGCCCGAUAUUACCCCGCUAGCAGUUCUCUCGCUGAAAAUGACGAAUUGUACGCGUCAUUUUUAGGGCAUUUACUGACAGUGAGAGUGCGUGGCAAAGUUGUUGCUUAAAUAGCAGUUAGUGGGGCGACUAGCAGGAACAUUGGGAAGGCGAUUCAGCAGUUCUCUAAUACAAGCACUGAUGCAGGAAACGGGAUUUGAUGUUCCCGCGUUACGCUGCCCUAAGUCGUCAGGCUGUCCUCCUGAGGUCAGCGUAGUAAGGACAGAAAACCAUGAUCAGUCUUGCGCCUCGUCAACGACUCAAACGAAAUCAUUGCGAUGUCGACAAUCAUCUGCCAAGGACGUCAAUGCUAAAAUAUGGCGACUGUAUAUGGUCAUGGCGAGCACUUAAAUAGAACGGCACAUUGACGAGUGAAUUUUGGAACGGCUAACGCAGAGACAUCCUAGCAAAUUGAAGUCUAUCAGUUAGCGGUAUGUUUACAAGUCCGCUAGCAGCAAACGUUAAGCGUUCGCCUAAUGUUCUUAGAAAAUACGUGCCAUUAUGCAGUGUUGGGAAAGAUCGUCGGGCAGAAACAGUGCUACGAUUCCCGUGACCGCGCCUCUGAAAGCACGCUUUCUUGGAUCAAACAUUCGCCGUGCUCUCUACUUUCCAAAAGACACACUGUUAUAGCCAAAAGCAUAGUGGAGCCGCGAAAUUUGCACGUGACAAACUUGCGCAUAAGACAAGCCUGACUUUGUGCUUGCUUAUGUAUCCCAUUACGCACUGAUGUUUCAGUGACCAGGGACUACAGCUAGCCAUUACAAGUGAGAGCAACACCGUUCUUGUUAAGAUUUUAAGAAUUGCAUAAUGAGGUUAGAUGAUGUGCAGCCUGCAGUCGCUGUCUUCAGCCGAUAAGGUUUGAUGCACCGAAUACUUCGUUUGUUGCAGAAUUUGUUCUCUCUCUUUAUCAGUUCAAUGCCACCUCGUUGCCGCCCGAAUGAUAUAUGCUUUACUCCUCGCAAACUCUACUGGCGCCAGAAACAUGAGUCAUCAUGACAAGUUACUUUCAGCUGUGAAGUAUGCGUACUUAUUUUGGCAGCCGGAAUUACCAUGCAGCACAGCGAAGGGGCCCAUUCGUGUAGAGUGCAAGUGCUCGUCAAGUUGGUCGCUUUAUGCGAAUCAAGUAACAAACAAGCAUUGUCUUGUUAGGGUGGAUGAGCAAAUUCUGUCUUUUCAUAAUUACAGAUUUUUGGAGUGUGAUAUUAUCCUUGGUGUACUUCGGCUGCGCACUAAAAUCUAAACGAAUCCAGCAAUGAGAGCGCAUGCAUUCCUGCCGAGUCAUAGAGGCAAUUUCCAUGCGAAGUUGUACCUUCAUUGGUUUUCAAUAUUAUCGAAUCCAGCUCCAGUAACGGGCAGACAGCGUGACCCUCGAUUUGAUGAGUACUGCUUCGCAGUGGAGGGGUCCAACGCGUUUCGGGUUAAGAGGAGUGUCUGCCCCCUGUGUUUUAUUGUGAAUUGUCUUCCUUUUAUGCUCUUCCCUUCACCUCCGCUCAAAUUAGUUAUACCAGCUAACCAAUCGUAGUUUAAUGGUUUAACUACCUUCGUUAUACCAACUUAGUCACACGUGCAGCAGCGCGUGACGUAAUGCAGGUUCAGAAGAGCUAAAGAUGGGCCCCUUUCUUGCGUUUCUGAGCAGACAGCCACCACAUAAGUGCAGCUCGUGUUCAAACCUCGGGAGUCGAGGCGUCCGUCGUGUGAACCGUGUUUUAAUCGCUGAUAGGCAAAAUGAAUGCCGUCGUUAGCAGCGCUAUAGAAGGUGAUACGUUAACUUUUUCGAGCGUUUUUGCAGGCUACAUGCCUUAAGCGCAGACGGCUGAGAACCAUCGCUUUAGCGUUCCAUCUGUCUACAUUAACUGGAGAUGGCAUGCUGCAUCCAUCUUGCCAUACGGAAAGAUUUUUUUUUUUUUUUUGCUCUCUUCUCCCGUGCCAGCGACGUGCACUCCCGGCUCCUACCCGGCGCGCAACAGGGUGGCUUCUAUACUGUAGAGUAUUGACAUCUGUGAGACGCACCGCGAGGUCGUUGUGUCAAAGCAGACAUGUUGUGACAAUCACGUUAUACAGCGCGUCAGCAUAGAGCCGUCGGUAUUUUUUGGGAACGUUUAUCGCGGGGAAGCUAUACCCAAUACUUGUUGUGGUCGAUAACUCAAUGUUGUAAGCGCGAUGACAAUCAAGUUUAAAGUGCACUGUGAUCGUGGUACCCUUCUUUGGAGUGAUAUACAUAUAUAUA
This is a messenger RNA of Rhipicephalus sanguineus (brown dog tick), 4807 nucleotides long. RefSeq names its product high-affinity choline transporter 1. Lineage: Eukaryota; Metazoa; Arthropoda; Arachnida; Ixodida; Ixodidae. The record is from RefSeq and is a predicted model, not a curated record. Gene Ontology annotation, molecular function: choline:sodium symporter activity. Gene Ontology annotation, biological process: transmembrane transport; choline transport; acetylcholine biosynthetic process. The transcript has 10 exons. Bases 443 to 2266 code for a protein of 607 amino acids. Gene Ontology annotation, cellular component: plasma membrane.